CCAAUCGAGCUUCUCAAGCGACAGUCGAGACCAGAGACACUCGAUCACCGCCUGAUUCAGAAAUCGAGCGACGCAGACUCGGGUCUGACCCGGAGCCUGUAACCAUGGUCUUCGAGUCUUUGGUCAGCGACCUGCUCAACAGGUUCAUCGGAGACUAUGUGGAGAACCUGGACAAGUCCCAGCUGAAGAUCGGGAUCUGGGGCGGAAACGUUGUGCUGGAAAACCUGAGGGUGAAGGAAAAUGCUCUGAGUGAGUUUGAUGUUCCCUUCAGAAUAAAAGCUGGACAGAUCGGGAAACUGACGCUGAAGAUUCCUUGGAAGAACCUGUACAGCGACGCCGUGGUUGCUACGCUGGAUGGCUUGUACCUGCUUGUCGUCCCUGGAGCCACUAUAAAAUAUGACGCAGCAAAGGAAGAGCGUUACCAGCAAGAGGCGAAGCAGAGGGAGCUGCAGCGCAUCGAGGAGGCUCUGCAGAUGGCCGCCAACAGAGCAUCUCACACUGGAGAGCUGCUGUUCAGUCUGGAGAGUGUUGUGUACCACGGGCCCCACAGCGGACACAAAAAAAUUAAAAAGCACAAAAAAGGCUUGAAGAAACUGAAACGACAUGACACAAACAAGUCAGAGAAACCUCUGGAAGACAAGAAGGACACAUUUGUGGAGAAGCUGGCCACGCAAGUGAUCAAAAACCUGCAGGUGAAGAUCAGUCACAUCCACCUUCGCUACGAGGACGAUGUGUCGGACCCACAACGCCCUCUAUCAUUCGGAGUCACACUGUCAGAGAUCAGUUUGCAGACAACUGAUGAAAACUGGAGGCCGUGUAUCUUGAACGAGGCAGCAAAGAUCAUCUAUAAGCUUGGCCGUCUGGACUGUCUCUGUGCCUACUGGAACGUCAACAGUCAGAUCUUCUAUAGAGGAUCCUGGGAGGAUAUUGUAGACCAGCUGAAGGUUGGGAUUAUUGGUAAAGACCAGGAGCUGUCUCACUAUCAGUACAUUUUCAGGCCUAUUUUUGCAUCUGCUAAAAUGUGCAUCAACCCGAACGCUGAAGUGGAACUGAAAAGUCCUAAAGCAAAGCUUCACCUGGAGGUGCAGAAUAUCGCCAUAGAGUUGACCAAACCACAGUACGUAACCAUGGUGGAGCUGUUGGAGUCCAUCGACUGCAUGGUGAAGAACACUCCCUACAGGAAGUUCAGGCCGACCGUCCCAGUCCACAACAAUGCAAAACUCUGGUGGAGGUAUGGCUUCAACAGCAUCCUUGAAGUUCACAUCCGGCGCUGCAGUCGCAUGUGGUCCUGGUCCUACAUCAGAGAACACAGAGAGAUCCAGAAGGAAUACAAGACCGCCUACAAGACCAAACUUUCAAGCCAGAGCAAGUCGAGCUUGGACACCGAACGACGCAUCCAGGAUCUGGAGAAGGUUCUAGACGUGUUCAACAUUACAUUAGCCCGACAGCAGGCCCAGAUGGAGGUUAUCCGGUCUGGACAGAAGUUGCUGGCGAAGAAGACGGUGGCCAGGCAGAAACAGGGAGGAGGCGGCUUCUUCAGCAGCAUAUUUGGGAGGAAGGCAAAAAAGGAGGAGCAGGAGGUGGAGGAGAGCAACGCCAAAGAAAGUUCAGGUCUGGAUGAACUCAUGACACCUGAGGAGAAGGAAAAGCUUUAUACAGCUAUUGGCUACAGUGGCAGCUCCCACAAUCUGGCUCUACCCAGACAGUAUGUAGCUGUGGUUGUAACUUUCCAGCUCUUAAGUACCUCUGUGACGGUCCGAGAGCAGCCCAAUGUCCCAGAAAUCCUUAAGGUCCAAAUGAUUGACCUCAGCACCAAGAUAUCCCAAAGACCUGGAGCUCAGGCCAUCAGGGUGGAGGCAGCAUUGCAGCACUGGUACGUUACAGGUUUACAGCAGGAUGGCGUCGUACCAUCCCUCAUCGCCUCGGUGGGAGACUCUUCAUCGUCUCUUCUCUGUGUUGAGUUCGAGUUAAACCCAGAGGAGAGCGCUGCAGACCAGCUACUUAGAGUCCACUCUCAGCCUGUUGAGGUCAUCUAUGAUGCGCUAACGGUGAACAGUAUGGUCGAGUUCUUCAAAACGGGUAAAGGCGUCAACUUGGAGGUCCUGACCACCGCCACGCUCUCUAAACUGGAGGAGAUCAAAGAAAAAACUGCCUCAGGUUUGUCUCACAUUAUUGAGACAAGAAAGGUCCUGGACCUACGGAUCGACCUGAAGCCAUCCUACCUCCUUAUACCAAUGUUCGGCUUUUGCAGCAACUCUUCCGACCUGAUCAUCGUGGACUUUGGCAGCUUGCAGCUAAACAGCGUUGAGCAGACUGGGUCCAGUUCCUCCCCCACCUCUCUCUGCUCUCUGGAGGAGAUCAUGAAUCGAGCUUACGAGAGGUACAACUUGGAGCUGAGGCGAGUCCAGGUGCUCUACAGCAAGUCAGGAGAGGCCUGGAAGUCGGCUCGGCUGCAGCGUUCAUCCGUCCAACACAUCCUCCAGCCGAUGGACUUCACCCUCCACCUAGCCAAGUGUAUGGUGGAGAAGGAUGCCAGGAUGCCCAGGUUCAAAGUGUCCGGUGAGCUGCCUCUGCUGCAUGUUAAGAUUUCCGAUCAGAAAAUCCAGAAUGUUCUGGACUUGGUGGACAGCAUCCCCCUACCCAACAUGAGCUCCUCCACCCCCUCCAGUCCCACAGAGAAGGUGCUGUCAUUGACAGAGGCCAGACCACGAGCACUCAGCCUUCACCCCGCCCUCCUGGAGCCUCUAGAGACAGAUUCGGAUGAAGAGACCAGUGAGAAGUCAACAGAUUCAGACCAGCAGUUCUCGACUCUGGAAGAACUCACUGAUAUUCAGUUUAAAUUUGAAGUCAAAGAGGUGCUGCUGGAGCUGACCCGGCAGGUGGACCAGGAGAAGACCAUCCUGGCCUUCAGCAUUUGUCAGCUGGGAGCUGAGGGGAAGAGUCGCAGCUUUGACCUGAGUAUCACCUCAUACCUGCGCAGAGUUGCACUUGACUACUGUGACGUAGCAGAUGGCAGAAACAACCCUCUCCACCUGAUCAGGUGCGCUGAGCAGGGCUCCAAUCUGCUAAAGGUGGAGUUCACAAAGGCCGACCCCAGCGGCCCCAAUUUUCAGACCAUGUUUGACAGCACUGAGCAAACACUGAAGGUGGAGGUCUCCUCUUUAGACUUCCUCCUCCACACAAAAUCUCUUUUGUCGACAAUCAACUACUUGACGAGUGCUCUACCGCCGAGACAGACCUCCAUCCAAGACCAGGACAUCAAAAAGCAGGUGGAGAAGACGGAGCAGGGCCGAACAGUGUCUAAAGGAGCCAAGGGCGACAGCAUCUACAGCUUCAAACUGUUCGCUGUGUUGGCUUGUUUCCGGGUGGAGGUGUGUGACGACCACCACAGCAUCGCCGACAUCAGGGUGCAAGGAAUUGAUGCUUCAGUGAUGAUACACGCAAACGAGACAGACGUGUUUGCUCGACUAAGAGACAUCGUGAUCACAGAUGCCAACCCAAACACUAUCCACAGAAAGGUGGUGUCCAUCAUGGGAGAGGAGGUGUUCAGCUUCAAUCUGUCCUUAUUUGAGGGGGCGACAGAAUCUGGGGGCUACAACGACAUGUCGAAGGUGGAUGGAAAAGUCACGAUGCGUCUGGGCUGCAUCCGGAUCGUCUACCUGCACAAGUUCCUCAUGUCACUGCUGACGUUCAUUGACAACUUCCAGACAGCCAAGGAAGCACUGAGUGCUGCCACUGCUCAGGCUGCAGAGAAGGCAGCGUCCAGCGUGCGAGACUUUGCCCAGAAGAGUUUUCGGCUGUCCAUGGAUGUCAAGCUUAAGGCUCCACUCAUCAUCAUUCCUGAAUCUUCCAAUUCCCAUAAUGCCUUGUUGGUGGAUCUGGGUCUGAUCACAGUAGGAAACAGUUUUUUUCUACUGCCAGCUGAAGGUUUCUCUUUGCCGGCAGUGGUGGAAAAAAUGGAGGUUAAGCUGACGAAGCUCAAACUUUCCAGAACAACACUGAAGCAAGAUAGUUCUGAACCAGAUGUUGAGAUUCUUCAACCAAUCAACUUAGAGCUUCUUGUCACCCGAAACCUGGCUGCUUCCUGGUUCAGCAAGAUCCCUGGAGUCCACAUCCAGGGAAUCCUCCGGUCCCUGAACAUAAGUCUGGGUGAAGAAGAUCUUGCAGUGCUGAUGAAGAUCCUGAAGGAGAACAUCAGCGAGGGGAAUACAGACCCCAGCAUGGACGUCACAAGAUACCCGGCCCAAGAGAAGCCAGAAGCCACCGAGCUGCAGACACAGGAGGUCUCACUGCAGAUGGGGUCAGAAGGAGCUGUAGCUGCUGCAAGUGCAGGUCUGACGGAAACCACCGUCAAUGUUCUCCUCAACUUUGAAGUUAAAGAGGUUGUUUUGACAAUGAACAAGCCCAAAGACGGGAAGGACUCGUCUUUCCUGAUCUUUCAUGUUGCGAACCUGGGCAUCGACACAAAAGUCAGGAAGUACGACAUGUCUGCUACGACAUACGUCAAGAUGAUCACCAUGAAAUGUCUUGAGUUCAGGGACUCGAGCGGUGAAGCUCUCUGUCUCAUCGGCUCGUCCGUGGAAUCUGGACACGACCUCAUCAAAGUGCAGUAUGUCAAGGCCGACCGCUCGGGACCCAACUUCUCCACAAUCUACAAGAACACUGAACAGAUGAUCGACGUGACCUUCACCUCUCUUGACGUCAUGCUUCACACUGAGGCUCUGCUUUCAGCCAUCAACUUCCUGUCGGCAUCUGUGUCGUCUGGCAGCACGUCGUCCACAGAGGAGGAAGUCAAAGCAAAGACAGUGGACAGGACGGUGUCCGCUCGUUCCACUGCCCUGGUGUCACCUGCAGACAGUGAGGUCAUUGACAUGAAAAUGAUGAUGAUGUUGGGAGCCUUCAACGUCCUGGUAUGCGAUCAGAGCUGUAACAUGGCUGACAUUAAAAUCCAAGGUAUUCAUGGCUCAUUGGUGACGCAGGGACCACAGACUCACAUCUCAGCCCGUCUACAGGAUUUCAUUAUUCUCAACACGGAUCCCAAAAGCAUCCACAAGAAGGCUGUAUCCAUUGUUGGUGAUGAGGUAUUCAGCUUCACUAUGAGUCUGACUCCCAAUGCCACAGAUGGCACUGGUUACAUCGACACAUCUAAAACCGAUGGCAGGGUGAAGCUGAACGUGGGCUGUAUCCAAGUGGUUUACCUGCACAAGUUUGUCAUCUCUCUGCUGAAUUUCACCAAUAACUUCCAGACGGCUAAAGAAGCUUUGACUGCUGCCACCACUCAGGCUGCAGAGAAAGCAGCUUCCAGCGUUCGAGAUUUUGCCCAAAAAAGCUUUCGUUUGUCCAUGGAUGUCAAUCUGAAGGCUCCACUCAUCAUCAUGCCAGAGUCCUCCACCUCCCAAGAUGCUCUAGUGAUUGACCUCGGGCUGAUAACAGUAGGAAACAGCUUCUCUCUGCUGCCUGUUGAUAAGUGUCCUCUGCCGGCUGUUAUCGACAACAUGGAGAUCCAGUUAACCCAGCUCAAACUCUCCAGGAUCUCCUUGGAUCCAGCAUUAGACCAACCCAGCACCGAGCUCUUGGAACCGGUUAACCUGCACUUGAACAUCAAGAGGAACCUGGCAGCUUCCUGGUACAAGGGGAUGGCUGCUGUUGAGAUUGAUGGAGAUCUGAAACCUAUGAAGGUGGAACUAAGUCAGGAAGACCUGAAGGUGCUGCUAAAGAUCCUGAAGAAUAACCUGGGGGAAGCUGUAAGUCUGGACCACACAAGCCUGAAAGAGGAGGCUGUCCUAAGGCUCCCAGCAAGUGGAGGCCCUCCGAAAGGUGAUGUUGAGAAGCCAACUAUUAACAAUGAGGAAGAGGAAGAUGUGGAGACUGUGACGUUUAACUUCAACAUUGAGUCUCUUGGUCUGGUUUUAAAGAAUGAUGAUGCAACAGAGGUCAGCCACAUGAAGAAUGAUGACACAAAAGCUUGGACAACAUCUGGCUGCCAAUUAGGUGAAUUUGUUCUUCACAUGCUAAAGACCUCAGGCAGGAUCCUGACCAGCGGCAACAUAGAGGUGAAGACCAUCCUAACCAACUGCACAUUGGACGACCAGAGGACUGCAAUGCAGAGAGUGACGUCACGAAUGAUUGGGCGCAGAAACGAAGAUAUCUCAAAGGCAAUGAUUGAAGUGAUAUACCGGCAGAACACUGAAGGACGGGAGGUGGUGGCGGUGCUGCCCAACCUCUACCUGUGUGCCAGCGUUGAGUUUCUAAUGGCUGUUGCAGAUUUCUUCCUGCAAUCUCUGCCUCAGAGUCCAUCUCCAAUAACCACAUCAGUACCAAGAGAUAAACUACAGUUGAGACAGAUCACUGAACCACAGAUGGACACAACCACUGCCCCUGUGGUGAGAACUCGUGUUCGGGUGGUGGUGGUGGACCCAGAGGUGGUGUUUGUGGCCAGCCUAAUGAAGGCGGAUGCCCCUGCCCUAGUGGCCUCCUUUCAGUGUGACUUCACCUGGCAGGCUGAGGAAGGUGCUGCCCAGAAGAUGAGUGCCAACCUGAGAGACCUGAAGAUUCUUGCUCGCCCCUUGAUCCAAGACGAAGGAGAAAAGGCUGUCACCACUGUCUUAAAACCAUGCUCAGUUACUCUGGAAACCAAAUCCAACCACAAUCAACCAAUGAGUGGCUCUGUGAUGGUGGAGGAAGUCAUUGUCAAGAUCUCCCCCUUCAUCCUCAACACAGUGAUGACGAUAACCGAUGCAAUGACAGCAAAGCAGUUUGAAGACCAGAGUCAGGAGUUGAAGCGUGAUGUCAGUGACCUGUGGUCAGCCUCGAACGUCUAUGAGUGUAACUACUGGUUCCUGGGAGUGGACCAGGCCACUGAGGUGACAGAGAGCUACAGAGAGCAGGAUAUGCGUAAUGAGGGCGAGACCUUUUCCGCCAAAGUCAAGGUGGUCCAGGUGACUCUGGAAUCUGGUUUUGGCCAUCGAACAAUCCCUCUGCUCCUGGCUGAGUCCUCUUUUAAUGGAUCAGCCAAGAACUGGUCAUCUCUGCUGCAGCUGAGAGCUGACAUGACAUUGGAGGUGAACUAUUUUAAUGAGACCCAUGCAGUGUGGGAGCCUCUGAUUGAACGAGUUGACAGCGGUAGUCGAAGAUGGUUUCUGGAGUUUGAGAUGAAAAAUAACCCGAUCCAAGACAAGAGUCCAGUUCAUGGAGAUGACUUCAUAAUACUUCCUGAACCUCGCACAGCCAUCAACAUCUACUCAAAAGACACCCUGAAUGUUACUGUUUCCCAAAGCAGCCUCAAUGUCUUUUAUAACCUUACCAAGGCGUUCUCGGAGGGCACGAAAUCCACUUUUGACUUCUCUCUGAGGGAGAGGGCUCCUUUCACCAUCAGAAACUCUCUAGGAGUCCUUCUCGAUGUGCAGCACAGCUCCAGCCUGAGACCAGUGGGAUCCUUGACACAAAACAAGCUACACAAGCUUGAAGUUGAUCAGAGCAUGGACUUGGAGUAUUCCAUGUCUCAAUCGUUGUCACGAGGAAAACUGUCAGCUCUGCAACGGCAGGAGAGCUGCCUAUUCAACCUGAUCAUCGCUCCAUCUGGAUACACAGAGGUCCUCAACAUCUCUGUGGACAAACCAGGUCGUCGUCUCUACAACAUCCGGUGUCCAAUGCAGCAGGAGGCUGUUUCUGUUCUGCUGCAGAUCGACGCUGCUGAUGGCAAUAAGGUCAUUACUGUCCGCUCACCGCUGCAGAUAAAGAACCACUUCUCAGUGCCAUUCACCAUCCUGAAGUACUGUCCGACGUCCAGGAGUCUGCAGACCAUUGGACAGGCUGAACCUGAGACAGAGUUUCAUGUCACCAUAGAAGCCUACAGGUGUCAGCUGUUUGUACGUCCAGCGGGCUCUCUGGAUGGCCAGUACAGCCCAUCCUCCACUUGUGUGGCCUGGAAAGAGCAGGUGCACUGCAGCUCAGAGGUGUGUUCUGUGCUGCAGUGUCCUGCAACUGACAGCAGCCUGCUGCCGCUCAUGGUCAGCACACUGGCUGUCCCUGAUGACCUGCGACUCAUCAGCAACUGUGGAGAGGACUGGGAUCCCGCUUAUGUUAUCCACCUGUACCCUGUAGCCACGCUGCGCAACCUGCUGCCCUACACUGUCCGCUACAUGAUGGAGAAUUCAGCGGAUUCCUAUGAGCUUCAUGAAGGCAGCACAUCAGACCUGUUGAAUACUCGCGUCACAGGUGAGAUCAUGUCCCUGGUGCUGAUGAGGUAUCAGGGCCGAGACUGGCACGGGCACAUCCGUGUCCAAGAGGAAAUGCCCGAGUUUUUUCCCGUUUGCCUUACCUGCGACUCGGACACCAACCUGACGAUGGACGUGAGCGUCCAUGUGACGAGGAUGACGAGCCGCUUGUGGCUGUCACUCUUUAGUCCAUACUGGAUCAUCAACAAGACGUCUCGAGUGCUGCAGUACAGGGCGGAGGAAGUCAGCGUCAAACAUCCGGCCGACUACAGAGACAUCAUCCUGUUCUCCUUUAAGAAGAGAAACCUGUUCAGCAAGAACAAGCUCCAGCUUUGUGUUUCCACCUCAUCCUGGUCCGAAGGUUUCUCUCUGGACACUGUGGGAAGUUAUGGCUGCGUUCGUUGUCCUGCCAACCACAUGGACUUUCUGGUGGGUGUGAGCAUCCAGAUGAGCAGCUUCAACCUGACGAGGAUCGUUACCCUGAGCCCUUUCUACACGCUGGUCAACAAGUCUUCUUAUGAGCUUGAGGUGGGAGAAGUGAUCAACCAGGUCUCCACCAAGUGGAAUUACAUCCCCUCCACUGAGUGCCUCCCUCUGUGGCCAGACAACAGCUCAGGAAAGAUGUGUGUCCGUGUAGUCGGCUCUGAAUCCACCUCCAAGUCCUUUUCCUUUAAUAAGCAGGACAACGGCACUUUACUGAGCCUCGACAUGUGCGGUGGCAUCAUAGUGGAAGUCAACAUGUCCGAUCACUCCACCAUCAUAAGCUUCAGUGACUACUAUGAAGGCGCAGCUCCAGCCUUGCUCCUGAACCAUACACCCUGGGCCAACAUCAACUACUGGCAGAGAGACUCUGCAGUGGUUCACAAGCUGAAACCCUGCGAGGCUCGCCGCUUUGUAUGGGAUGACCCAACAGGUGCCAGAAUGUUUAGCUGGAGCUGCAAUGGACAUUCAGGAGAGUUGGACCUGCUGAAGGACGAGGUUGGACAGUUCUCUUUCGACAACCUGUCAGAGGUGCACUGGGUUUGCUUCCUGGAUGGGCGUCAGCGGGUGCUGCUGUUUACUGAGGACGUGGGUGUGGUGACAAAAGCUCGGCAGGCAGAGGAGCUUGAGCAGUUCCAACAGGAAGUGAAGGUGUCGCUGCAGAACCUCGGACUUUCACUGAUCAACAACAACAGCCGGCAAGAGAUCGCUUAUGUGGGCAUCACCAGCUCAGGUGUAGUUUGGGAGAUGAGGCCAAAGAAUCGAUGGAAGCCAUUCAGUCAGAAAAACAUUAAUCUGUUGGAGAAAACCUACCAGAGUCAGCUGAGCGGGAAAAGUCCAGGAGGCUGGGUCAAACUGGAGACCAACAUAGAGGUGAACCUCAGUGGCGCCACCAUGAUGAUGCGCCAGCCCUUUUCCUGCCAGGUGAGGAGGAACUUCCUGUCUGGGAUCCAAGUGGAGUUCAAACAGUCAUUACACCAGCGCAGUUUGAGAGCCCAGCUCCACUGGCUGCAGGUGGACAAUCAGCUGCCAGGUGCAAUCUUUCCUAUCGUCUUCCAUCCAGUUCCUCCUCCAAAGUCCAUCGCUCUGGACUCAGAACCAAAGCCCUUCAUCGAUGUGUCUGUUAUCACCAGGUUCAAUCAGCACAGCAACAUCAUGCAGUUCAAGUACUUCAUGGCUCUGGUUCAGGAGAUGGCAGUGAAGAUCGAUCAAGGCUUCUUGGGAGCCAUCACAUCUCUUUUCACGCCUCCCGCUGAGCCCAAGACUGGCAGACAGAAGUGUCAUCUGAUAGAGAGGGACCUGCAGCUGCUGCAGGCUGAGCUUAUGGAGGUGUCACUCACCGACACGUCUGGACUCAGCUUCUUCGAACAUUUCCACAUAUCGCCCAUCAAGCUCCAUCUCAGUUUGUCUUUGGGCUCCAGCGGGGACGACUCAUCUGAAGAAACAGCAGCUGUUCAGUCUCUCAACCUGCUGCUCAAAAGCAUUGGAGCCACUUUGACUGAUGUUGACGACCUCGUUUUCAAAUUGGCCUUCUUCGAGGUGAAGUACCAGUUUUACCGAAGGGAGAAACUGAUGUGGGCAGUGGUCCAGCAUUACACUGAACAGUUCCUGAAGCAGAUGUACGUCCUGGUCCUGGGUCUCGAUGUCUUGGGGAACCCCUUUGGACUCAUCCGAGGUCUGUCUGAAGGAGUGGAAGCCUUCUUCUAUGAACCUUUCCAGGGAGCUGUUCAGGGUCCGGAGGAGUUUGCUGAAGGUUUUGUGAUCGGAGUCCGUAGCCUGUUGGGCCACACUGUUGGUGGUGCUGCAGGUAUGGUCUCCAGGAUCACCGGAUCAGUGGGUAAAGGUCUGGCAGCCAUCACAAUGGACAAAGAAUACCAACAGAAACGACGAGAGGAGAUGAACCGGCCGCCCAAAGACUUUGGAGAGAGUCUAGCCAAAGGAGGAAAAGGCCUGCUGCAGGGUGUUGUUGGUGGAGUUACAGGCAUCAUCACUAAACCUGUGGAGGGGGCGAAGAAGGAGGGGGCAGCAGGCUUUUUCAAAGGCAUCGGUAAAGGAUUGGUUGGGGUGGUCGCUCGGCCGACAGGAGGCAUCGUGGACAUGGCCAGCAGCACCUUUCAGGGCAUCCAGAGGGCGGCGGAGGCCACAGAUGAGGUGGGAAAACUUCGUCCGGUGCGUCUCAUCAAGGAGGACGGGAUCAUCCGGCCCUACGACCAGACGGAGUCAGAGGGUUUCGACCUUUUUCAGCGCUCACAGAUCAAACAGCUUGAAGGUGAAGUGUUCAGAGAUCACUGUCAGUAUCCUGGACACAGAAAAACAACUAUCCUCAUCACAAACAGGAGAGUCAUGUGUGUGAAGGAGAUUGACUUUGUGGGUCACUUUAACAAGGAGUGGGAGUGUCUCUAUGAUAACUUCCUUCGUCCUCCGACUGUGUCAGGAUCUGAUCUGAAAAUCUACUGCAAGGAGCAGCAGGUGUUAAAGUUACCGAUGCGAGGUGAUGAUUCCUUGCGCACCAUUAGACUCACGGACCCAAACACUGCUCAGAAGCUGCAGGGAGCGAUAUCAGAGGCCCAGGCAUCUGACCAACAGCGCCGUAUGGUGAAACGGAAAUCUCAGCGUUUCCUGAAACCUAAAAGCAAGCAGUGACAUCACCGCUUGCCUAGAAUGAAAAAAAAAUCUUCACUUCAUGUAAGAUCUGCACUAACUUCAUGUAAGAUCUGCACUAACUCUUCUUUUAAUUGGAUUUUUACUUCACUUCAUGGCUGUGGGUGCUGUAAACUGGUUCAUCACUAGAUGGUGUCAUCUAUAGACAGUGACUGCAGUUUUACCUACAUGUUAAACAAAUUCCUAAAAACAUGUUGCACUAAAAUAAUAUUAAGCGAAAUCAGGGUGUUUAUUUGUUUACUUCUGGUAAAUUAAACAUUUAAAAAAUAAUAAGUGUGAGAAACCGUUAGAAAAAAUAUAUUUUCUUCAUUCGUGUACUUUUCAGUUUAAUUUCUUCUAUUUAUGGGUCAGAAUAUGUUUACAGAAUAAAGAAAUCUAAGAAAAUCUCUAUUAAAAUGAAAUGUCCAGAGAUAA
Molecule: messenger RNA, 11771 nt
Organism: Betta splendens (Siamese fighting fish)
Lineage: Eukaryota; Metazoa; Chordata; Actinopteri; Anabantiformes; Osphronemidae
Gene: vps13c
Product: vacuolar protein sorting 13 homolog C
Exons: 85
Coding region: 105-11339 (3744 amino acids)
Biological process (GO): mitochondrion organization; protein retention in Golgi apparatus; protein targeting to vacuole
Cellular component (GO): extrinsic component of membrane
Source: RefSeq, a predicted model, not a curated record